Molecule: messenger RNA, 2999 nt
Organism: Phacochoerus africanus (Common warthog)
Lineage: Eukaryota; Metazoa; Chordata; Mammalia; Artiodactyla; Suidae
Gene: ADGRA1
Product: adhesion G protein-coupled receptor A1
Exons: 7
Coding region: 534-2252 (572 amino acids)
Biological process (GO): cell surface receptor signaling pathway; G protein-coupled receptor signaling pathway
Cellular component (GO): plasma membrane; postsynaptic density; glutamatergic synapse
Molecular function (GO): G protein-coupled receptor activity
Source: RefSeq, a predicted model, not a curated record
UUCCGACCGACCGACCGUCCCUCGGCCCCGGCUGUCGCCUGUCGCCCGCCCGCCGCCGCCGCCGAGGGAGCAGGCGCCGCGGCCGCGGGCCUUCCUCCCGCGAGUUCGGGGAGCCGCCCGCGGAGACUCGCCUUGAAGGUCUGCGCCUCGGCUCCGACUCCUUCUCCCCGAGCGCAGCCCCACCGCCGCCGCGUCGCCGGCCGCAGCCUUGCAAUCUGUUGAUAACUCGCCCUGCGGGCUGCCGCCGGGGGAGGGAAAACUGCCCCCCGGACCCCAGGACGCGCCCCAUCCCGCCGCCCACCCGAAGCCCAGGACCGUGGCCGCUCCAGCCGUUUUCGCCCAAAUAGAUGGGGGCGGCCUCUCCACUCUCACCCGCCCCAUCGCCAGCUCCCGGGCCUCGACCCCGUGGCGACUGUUCGGGACUUUGACCUUCUGGGUGGCCAUGGAGGCUGGCGGGGAGAAAGGUGCGACAUAAGCAGCUGGGCCGGCACCGUCUCUAUCCCUGCUGACACUUCGGCAACUUCGCUGUGCUCAUGGAUUUGAGGACCGUCCUCUCCCUGCCCCAGCCCCCUGGGGAGUUCCUGCACCCCGUGGUGUACGCCUGCACGGCCGUCAUGCUGCUGUGUGUGCUGGCCUCUGCUGUCACCUACAUCGUCCACCAGAGCGCCAUCCGGAUCAGCCAGAAAGGCCGGCACGCGCUCCUGAACUUCUGCUUCCACGCGGCGCUGACCUUCUCCGUGUUCGCCGGCGGCAUCAACCGCACCAAGUACCCCAUCCUGUGCCAGGCGGUGGGCAUCCUGCUGCACUAUGCCACACUGUCCACCAUGCUGUGGAUCGGAGUGACCGCCAGGAGCAUCUACAAGCAGGUGACCGAGAAGGCCCCACUGUGCCCGGGGGCAGACCAGCCGCCAGAGCCCAAGCAGCCCCUGCUCAGGUUCUACCUCAUCAGUGGAGGGGCUCCUUUCAUCAUCUGUGGCGUCACAGCUGCCACGAACAUCAGGAACUACGGGAUGGAGAACGAGGCCUCUGCAUACUGCUGGAUGGCCUGGGAGCCCAGCCUGGGCGCCUUCUAUGGGCCGGCGGCCUUCAUCGCCCUGGUCACCUGCGUGUACUUCCUUGGCACCUACAUCCAGCUGCGGCGCCACCCGGAGCGCAGGUACGAGCUUAGGGAGCGGACGGAGGAGCAGCAGCGGCUGGCGGGGCCCGAGGACGGCCAGGGCCCUGGGGCCCCGCCAGGGACCCCUGCCCGCGAUGCCCUGGCUGCCUCGCUGCUGCAGAACGAGCACUCAUUCAAGGCCCAGCUGCGGGCCGCCGCCUUCACGCUGUUCUUGUUUGUGGCCACGUGGACCUUCGGGGCGCUGGCCGUGUCUCAGGGCCACUUCCUGGACAUGAUCUUCAGCUGCCUGUACGGCGCCUUCUGCGUGACUCUGGGGCUCUUCAUACUCAUCCACCACUGUGCCAAGCGGGAUGACGUGUGGCAUUGCUGGUGGUCCUGCUGUCCCUCCCGUGGGGACCCCCAUGCCACGAAGCUCGGCGCCUGCCCUGCGCUUGAUGCCAACGGGGAUGCGCUGGGCCAUACGGCCUGCCUGCAGGACUCGCCAUGUCCUGGCAAGGCGCUGGGCUUCGGCCACCCGCCAGCCAGCCACUGCAAGAUGACCAACCUGCAGGCCAGCCAAAGCCAUGUCAGCUGCCUGUCGCCGGCCACGCCCUGCUGCGCCAAGAUGCACUGUGAGCAGCUGAUGGAGGACGCGGCCCACGUCCACGUGCACGAGGAGGAUGCCUUUGGGCACGACCCGCACCUGCACAGGUGCCUCCAGGGCAGGACUAAGCCUCCAUACUUCAGCCGACCCCGGGCGGCUGCGGCUGAGCAGGAGUGCGCCUUCCAUAUCCCAUCCAGUCUGGACGGCAGCCCCCGCAGCUCGCAUACGGACAGCCCCCCCAGCUCGCUCGAGGGCCCUGCAGGGCCACACCCACUGGCCUGCUGUGCCCAGGGCGACCCCUUCCCCCUGGUUAGCCAGCCCGAGGCUGCCGACUCCAGCCCCGUGCUCUACAGCUGCCCCCCGCGGCCAGGCAGGGAGGCGGCCCACGGCCCCGGCCACUUCCAGAUGCUCCGGAGGACACAGUCCCUGCCCUUCGGAGGCCCGGGCCAGAACGGGUUGGUCAAGGGCGACCUGCGGGACGCCACACCCUACGGCUCUGACAGCACGGGCAAUAUCCGCACGGGGCCCUGGAGGAACGAGACCACGGUGUAGCGGGCAGGGCUCCGCCACCUUCGCCCACGUGGCCUGGGUGCACUUCAGAGCAGAGCCCGGCCCUCUGCCACACGACCAAGCCUGGCGGUGCCCCCCACUGACCCUUUGGUUGGCACGACCCCAGCAGGAAGACGCUUUGGGCCACGUCUGCCUCCACGAACCCUGAGCCAGACAAGGUGUCCCCGUGCAGAGUCCCCACUUUCUGUCCCACGGUGCCCAGCCCCCAGGCAGCCCAGGGACAGAUGGGGCAGGGGUUCUAGCAGGACCUACCCCUGGCGCCCAGCGUGCCUCCCUGCCACCCCACCUGCUGGUGACCAGCCCAGUCGCCGCAGGAGGCACCACCCACAUUCCUAGCGUUUCGCGUUUGUGCUGUCAGGUCUGGUUCCUGGGGGCGGGCAGCCUGCUGGUCAGUCCAGAGCACGCUGGGCAGUGGCCCUAGGCCCCUCCGUGGCCGCAGGAGCUCGCGUCAGCACCCCCGCCCAGUGACGUCCCCACCUCGGCCCGUCCUGAGUGCAGGCCCAGCGCCCCCAGGCCUGAGAGCACUAUGGACACUAAGGUCGCAAGAACGGAGGGGCCGCCGGUGGCCCGAGGUUUUCCAGGGAGCCAGUGGGCCUCCGAGGGGCCCGUGCCUUUGGAAACACCCAAAUGUCCUUUAAUGUAGACUCGACUUCCGUCCAGCGCCACCAGGGCUGGCUCCCACCUCCUACCGUGGCCGUUCGGGACAAUAAAGUUCCUGCCACAGAAAGA